AGACAGGAUUAUGAGCGGCAGACACCGCCGAGCUGCCGAGCGAUAUUUCUGGCUUUAGUUUACCUCCAGCAGUCGAACCGCAUCGACUUUUCCACCCAGACCGACGUGAAGAGAGAGGUACCUUUGUAUGGCAGCCGGCCGCUCGGCCCUCCUACCCUCUCCCUGUACCGACACAGCCGCAGCAUCCAACGUCACAGCCUCCAUACUGACGGGAUGACGGAGAGAACCGAGCCUCCUCACGCACGGACACGGUGAAGCGACGUUCAGGGGCCGUCAGGAAUUCCUACAAACACAGCGGCAGGGGACAUGGAGAUUGACUUUUCCUUAGUGAGACUUUUCUGUCUUUCCUGAGAGGUCAGAGGACAGAGUGAGCCCAGAUUAACUUAUCAGGAGCUGCCGGGGACGUGGAUUCUUGCUCAGGGGCACUUCAGCAGAGUGGAUGAAUGACCCUGGAAGCUAUGGCUGACCUUGUUCAAGUCUUUCACCCUCUCCUCAGAUGAGAUGAAUGAGAGCAUGCUGAUCUAAUGAGAGACUGCAUUUCACUAGAGUAGAAAUAUAGCUAAUAUUUUUACUUGAAUAUUAAAGUAGUUGCCUGGGGUCUGCUGCAGCCUUCAUCAGGGUGGAACCUGGAAAUCAGAUGCUGUAUUGUACAUAGAUACAGAUAUAUUAUCAGGUCAUUAGGUCAUUCACAACCAUACAGCCCACAGGAGACGUUCAUUGCGACAUGAUGAUGGUGGGAGUCAUCAUCACCUCGUGCCUCAGGACUCCUGCAGUCUAACAGACAUUUUGGUUCCCCUGUGGGAAAGAACGGAGCAAGUGGAGCGUGGUGGUCUGCCAGCACCAUGGACUACCACGCUGAGUGCUGCUUCUGCGAUCCCGAGGACUGUCACGGCGGCCCAGACGAGCCGCCGCUCCACAGUAUCCAUGCACCCAACCGGAUCCGCCCGUCCUCUUACCGGGCCCUGAGGAGUGCCGUGUCCAGCCUGGCCCGUAUCGACGACUUCUUUUGUGAGAAGAUUGGUUCAGGCUUCUUCUCUGAGGUCUUUAAGGUGCAGCAUCGGAUCACGGGCCAGGUGAUGGCGCUGAAAAUGAACACGCUAGCUAGCAACAAGGCUAACAUGCUACGAGAAGUUCAGCUCAUGAACAGGCUCUGCCACCCCAAUAUACUCAGGUUUCUUGGGGUUUGUGUGCACGAAGGUCAACUCCACGCUCUGACUGAGUAUAUAAACGGAGGGAACCUGGAGCAGCUGUUGGACAGUGAUCUGUACCUGUCGUGGGGCGUGAGGAUCGGUCUGUCUCUGGAUAUCGCCCGAGGGCUGCAGUACCUGCACAACAAGGGCAUCUUCCACAGAGAUCUCACCUCCAAGAACUGUCUGGUUCGCUGUGAUAACGGCACCUUCACCGCAGUAGUGGGAGACUUCGGUCUGGCAGAGAAGAUCCCUGAUUACAGUGAUGGUGUGGAGAAGCAGCCUCUGGCCAUCGUGGGCUCCCCGUACUGGAUGGCCCCUGAAGUUCUGAGGGGAGAGCUGUACGACGAGAAGGUGGAUGUGUUUGCAUAUGGUAUCAUCCUGUGUGAGAUCAUUGCCCGGAUUGAAGCUGAUCCUGACUUCUUACCCAGGACAGAGGACUUUGGUCUGGAUGUGGAUACAUUUGAGAACAUGGUUGGAGAUUGUCCACCUGCAUUCUUUAGCCUUGCUGUCACCUGCUGCAAUAUGAGUGCAGAAAGGCGUCCCACAUUCACCGACAUCGUCUUCACACUGGAGGGCAUGAAGACAGAGGAGGAGACGGAGAAGCCCAUUGCACUCGAGCCAGUGGCUGUAGAUAUCAGCCCCUACAGGCGCCGCAGCUCUCCUUGUCACCCCGGCGACCGCAGCCAGCAACGGCAAGGCUUGGCAAGGAGCCAGUCAGACAUGUUGCCCCCGGCAACACUGACCCCUCCUCUCCUCGGGACCCCUGCGAGGGUCAACCCCUUCUCUCUCAGACAGGACCUGAACGGGGGGCGGUGCAAACUCUUAGACACGCCCAGCAAGUCCGUCAUCUCCCUGACCUUCACACUCCCAGCGCUCCGUGAUCCUUGCGCCUCCCCGCACCUCCUUAGAGGGACGCAGGGGACACGAGCACCACAGCGGAGGUGCCAAUCACUCCCCUGUACCCCAGAGCUCAGCCGGACUGUAGCGUUGCCAAGAGACACAGAGGGGGAGGAGGAGGAAAAGGAUGAGGACAUCAGAGUGGCAGUGAAUAAAGGAGGCACAGCGGAGGAUGUGGAGGACAACAGGGAGAAGACAGAGUCCUCAGAGAAGGUGGAUGAAAGGCUGCAGGUAGAGCGUAUGGAGAUAACUGAGAUGAGAGAGUCGUUAAAGGAGGAGGAGGAAAUGGGAGAGGAUUCUGGUCUUCCUGUUGAGCUGGAGAUGGUGUCUCUGGAGAGGUUAGAGGAGGAGGACGAGGAGCAGGAGGAGAGUGUAUGUCUUACAGAACCCAUGGACUGCACCAAGUCUCCAGAGCCAGCAGAGGGAAUCAUGGACUCCACACCUGGAAGACCCCUGCUCACCUCCUCCUCCUCUUUACGGACCAAUGGUUGGCGACUUCCCAUCUCCAACGGACCGCCCUCCUUGCCUCCGCUCCCGCGGCUGGACAACAACAACGGUUCGGCCCUCGUGAUUGGCCAGCAGGUGCAGUGGGGUGGAGGAAUGCGGGCUAAUGGUUACAGCUCAGCCCAGGUCCUUUCCUCUGACCCUAUCGGCCCCUCUGAGCAGGAUGAGGUCAUUUCCUGCCCGGGCUGCUGUCUGGUGGGUCUGAGUUUCCCCUCGGUGUGCCUCCGUGGUUCAGCUGCCGUGCCUGCUCCCCGCCGAAGGGCUUCAAUACCACGGCAGAGGCCCUACCGGAACCUCAACGGUACCAUAACUGGUGGCAGCACUUCGUCGUCCACGACAGCUGCCGCAGCAACCAAAGCUCUGCUGUGUCGCAGCACAAAUGGUCUAGUAGUGGCUGGGCCCUCGGUGCCAUGUGAGCCUGGCCGGUCCCUGCCAGAGGCCCAGACAUAAGCCUGCUCAGAGGGGAUUUGGUUUUGAACUUGUGACAUGCACCAGCACUAAGUGUUAGCAGACAAACUAAUACUGACAAACAAAAUACUGACCCCAGCCUCUGAGGUGUGUUGUUAAUUCUGUGCAGUCGCAGCAAAAAUGGGAAAUAUGAUGGGGAGUAGAGAGCCACCUGGUGGGCUGGAGGAUUAAACACACAAAUCAAAGUGACGGCGAAGAACGUGAUGUGUAAAGUGUAAAGUAAGAACAGGUGGCUAAGGUAGAGAGAACAGAGCUGAACCAGCCAGGGUCAACAACACAUUACUGCUGCUGGGAAGGUGCUGACCCAAACAGAGCAGCUAGUCUGACUGACAGUGACACACGCUCCAUCCCUGCUGAACCAAAUCCAACCCAACUCAAUCUGCACUCAAGCUGUGCUGGCUUCAAUUCUGUAGGCUGUCCUGGAAAAAUCCUGCCCGGAUGAGUUAACAAGUUAAAGUAUACUUCCGGUUUAUUACAGCCUGGAUCUUAUAUUUGGAGUUAUGGCCAUCUUAUCCAUCUUACGGGCAAUAAAAACAUUGUACUCAUCAAGUUAAUGGCGAACUGUGAACAUGAUUAAAAAUAAUUCUCAGCAAUGUUAUCAUUAUGAAUCUAAAUGAUGGCCAGAACUACAUAAAUAAGAGCCAAGUUUAUUCGAAUUAAAAUGACUAAUAAACAGGGAUUAUCCUUUAAUCUGUACAGUACUUUUUUUUUUAGUAGCAGUGGUGUAGGAAGUAAAUUUGGUAAUUCAUCGUCGCUCCCUUUAUGGAGGACGUUAGGGUAGAAAUGAGAAAUGCUUUUGUUUUGCAUGGCAGCCCUGGCAGUGUGUCUCUGCAGCUGCUCUGCACUGUUAAACCCAGGGUCUGCGUGGCGUGAACAGAAAAUGAAAUGACAGAUGUGAAUGUGGUUUACCUCUGCCAGCACAGUGUGUUUUGGAUUCUAUUUAACUGAUUAACAUUAGCUACAGGGGCGGGGGGGCAUAUUUAUAAAAUGAAUAAAGAUUUACUUACAUUUACACUUAUUUACAUUUAUUUAUUUACAUUUUUAUAGCAGCUGACCAGUGUGUGUGUGUGUGUGUGUGUGAGAGAGAGAGAGAGAGAGUGAGAUCUGUUGCUUUGGGGGACUUGAGGGAAAGAACUCCUCUGGAUCUUGUCUUGUAAAUUCUUUAUUUUUGCACUUCAGUUUGGAGCACUUUGCAGUGAGACACCAGGCUUUUACUAGACGGUGCUUUAUUGAAAUCUGUGCUACUGGUGUUUUAUAUGUGCUUCUGGCCCAACACACCGCACACCUUUCGUUCUUUGACAUCUCGUCCCCCUCACAUGUAUCUUGUGUGUGUACGUGUGCAUUUUGAUUACACUGUUGUAACUUAAAAAGUGGCAUGUGAAGCAGGUGUGAAUAUUUAUUGUACAGAUCAUUCCACACACUGUGUGUGUAUGUGCUUUUGAGCGAAAGGUAGAGUGAUGGAUACUCACAGGAUCACACGAAUCCCAUCAUUUCUGAUGUUAAAACCAUGGUUCUCGCUUCAUUUCCAUGUUUUGUUCUUCUAUACAGUUAGAAACCUGCGUGCAAUAAUCUGGUAAUAAACA
Molecule: messenger RNA, 4642 nt
Organism: Toxotes jaculatrix (banded archerfish)
Lineage: Eukaryota; Metazoa; Chordata; Actinopteri; Toxotidae
Product: dual specificity testis-specific protein kinase 2-like
Exons: 11
Coding region: 843-3041 (732 amino acids)
Biological process (GO): positive regulation of stress fiber assembly; protein phosphorylation; actin cytoskeleton organization
Cellular component (GO): cytoplasm; nucleus
Molecular function (GO): protein serine/threonine kinase activity; ATP binding
Source: RefSeq, a predicted model, not a curated record